This is a messenger RNA of Entamoeba invadens IP1, 612 nucleotides long. RefSeq lists its product as hypothetical. The record is from RefSeq and is a predicted model, not a curated record. NCBI's taxonomy places the organism in Eukaryota, Evosea, Mastigamoebida, Endamoebidae. Bases 1 to 612 code for a protein of 203 amino acids. Gene Ontology annotation, molecular function: RNA binding. The transcript has a single exon.
AUGAGUUACAGAGUAGUUGUGAUUGACAACCAAGGAAUAGUCCGGGAAGACUCUGUGAAACAAGUCUUCGAGAACUGUGGAAAGAUAUCAAAAAUCGAGGCAUUUGAGUCUCAAAAGUUUUCUUUUUUUCUUGUUGAUUUUUGUGACCUUCGUUCCGCGCAAACGUCACUGUUUUUAACAGGAACUUUGAUUGAUGGGAGUCGAAUUGAUGUCUCAGAUUUUCAAUCAUUUCAAGAGAAGUACCCCGACCAAUUUAAGCCAGUUGUGGUCAUUGAAAAUGAACAGAUUGAAACAGACAAGUCCGAAUUAAAAAUUUCAUUAAAAGAACUAAAACAAAGUGACCAGAACACACAGACAGACAGUACCAAACAUGAUAAAAAUGAAAUCGUCGAAUCCGCUGAAAGUGCUUUGUACAAACUUCAGAUGUUGAUUGUAGAUGGCGUAUGUGGCGCACGAGACACUUAUGACGAAUUACUUCGAAAAGAUGAGAAAAAAGACAAGUUUGAGGAAAUGGAUGUUAAGAAGACGGAACAUAGUGAGUUCAAGCCUAACACUUUUAUAGUCCAACAGAAGAAACCACAGAAACCUCUUCCACCACUUCCAACUAAAUGA